CGCAGCAGUAUGGCCGAGCGAGCGGUGACAGCGAGCGAAGGGGUCGUCCAGAGAAUGCUGUCUGUUGUUGGUGCUCACAGUCUGGUCAGCAGUGUGUGGGGCUACGUGGACACCACCAUCAGGUGGUGCUGGAUCCCCAGCUGGCUGCCGUCGUGGUGUCCCACCUCUCAGAUGCAGCUACAGACUGCAGAGGACAUGAUGCUGCGAUGUGUAGAAGACACUUUCUCCAAACAGUACGUCCCCAUCACCAACGGCAACCAGCUGUGGACCCUGACCUUUAGCAGUGGCCAUGUCAAGGACAAGACCCCCAUGGUUUUGCUCCACGGGUUUGGAGGUGGCGUGGGCCUUUGGGCUCAGAACCUGGACGCUCUCUCCCAGCGCCGGCCCGUCCUUGCCCUGGACCUGCUGGGCUUCGGACAGAGCAGCAGGCCUCUGUUCGCCACAGACGCUCAGGAGGCCGAGGACCAGUUUGUGGACUCUAUAGAGCAGUGGAGGGCUAAAGUGGGUCUGGAGUCCAUGAUACUGCUGGGACACAACCUGGGAGGAUACCUGGCUGUGUCAUACUCUAUUAAAUACCCAGGCAGAGUAAAGCACAUAUUGCUGGUGGAGCCCUGGGGUUUCCCUGAGCGCCCGGACACAGUCGAGGCAGACCGUCCGAUCCCGGUGUGGAUCAAAGCCCUGGGGGCCAUGUUUAGUCCCUUCAACCCCCUGGCUGGCUUGAGACUGGUCGGACCACUGGGUCCCACUCUGGUCCAGACCCUGAGACCGGACUUCAAGAGGAAGUUUUUGUCCAUGUUCGCUGACAACACUGUGUCAGAGUACAUCUACCACCUGAACGUGCAAACCCCCAGUGGGGAAACAGCUUUUAGGAACAUGACCAUUCCCUAUGGCUGGGCGAAGAGACCAAUGCUGCAGAGGAUGGACCAGCUUCCACCUGAGAUUCCCAUCACCAUCAUCUACGGGUCCCGUUCCAGCAUAGACAGCAACUCAGGCAGCGCCAUCAAAGAGAUGAGGCCACACUCUCACGUGGAGAUCAUAACGAUCCGUGGAGCCGGACACUAUGUAUAUGCUGACCAGGCAGAGGACUUCAACCACACAGUUUUGCAAGUGUGUGAUAAAGUGGACUGAAGUAGAGACGAGAGUGAUGACUGAACUUUGGAGAAAAAGGGGAGCACCAUUCGCAAACAUCACUUUAGCAGCUGCUGUGGAGAGACGGGAUCCCUCUUCCUCAAAGCGAGGAGAAGGAGUGCGUCAUACAUCAUGACAGGCACUGAUUUGGUGAUAGUCUACAGGCUCUGAGCUGACAGCACCGAUCAAGUCCCCUUUUGAAUGUUUUUUACCAGCAUUCCUACAAUUAUCAAAUAAUGGCCGCGGGCCUGCAUCACAUGCUCCUUUUACAUUACACCGUGCAGCACACAUUAGGUGGUGCUGCUGCCUCUUGAUCACAUGAUUGCAGCAUUAGUUAUACUGUAUUUCCUCAGAAUUGCCUCUCUCAAAUGCAGUGACGUGCACUUUGAAAUCCAAAUAGCACAAAGCCGCAGUGUUGAAUGAAUGCACAUUAUUGUCAGUAUGUUGUCUUUAAUAGUUCCUUUAGUCGCUCGAUUCAAACAUGCAAAAAUAACUUAACUGGACAAAUUUAAAAAGUCUAUUUUUAUAUCGUGAGAAUACUUCAAGUGUCAAUAUAUUCCUGUAUUUUUGCAUAUUUUCGUUGAGAAAUGCAGUAAGACUAACAUUAUUAUUAUUAAUAUGAUAUAAUAUUAUAUUUGACCACACCUUAAAUUAUAUCACGCUGAAACAGAAUCAGUGUCACUGCAUUCAAAAAGUUCACGUACAGUGUCGUGUGUCAGGAGUUUUCUGUAUAGUGCUUGUGGUUUUUCCGUAUGAUUCUCAUACAGACAGGAAGCAUGUUCCUUAAUACAUCAGUGCAUUAGCACCAGGAAACAGCCAUACAUGUAUGUGCAGCUAAUAAUAAUGUUUUUGUAGCGUCUGUCCUCUGUGCAUGUGAUUUUCUUUGUAAGUCAGAGGUUCAUUUAGAUUGCAUUAAUUGUGGCUGUUGACCUAGAUCAGCUGUAGAAUAAGGCAGAAGUGGUAAGGCUUAUAGCUUUAUAAGCCUGUUUUACACUCUGAAGCUGGUACACAGCCAUCGGGCCAUAUAUAUAAAUAUAUAUAUAUCCAUAUUCAAUUUAAGCAAAGCCUUUAUUUUCCUGUUGUGCACAUACAAUCUAAUUUAUGCUUAUGUGAAUGUGACUGUGUGCCAGCAUUUCGGUGCCACUGAGUUUCUAAGGGUUGAUCCAGUAUUACUGUAGCUAUGUACACAUACAUGAUAUUUCCCUUUAUGUAGAGUGAAGACUAAACCUAAAUAAAGAUUAGACCCAUUUAAAGGUAUUUUAGAGAAGCCAACUGGAUGCCCAGAUGGCUUGCGCUGACACAAACAUCUGUCUGUAGAACGAGGUUUCAUUUUUCACACCAUGCGCGAUGUGUUGGCGUAUGUACACAUACUUCAGACAUCAUAUGUCACCGUUGUCUGUAGCAGUACGAUUUAAAGGGGUGGUAUAUGUAGUAAAGGGCAGAUAAAUAAUGCUCAGAUAUCCACCAACACUCUUCAAAUGCCUUCUUCCCAGCUUGACAGUUGGACUCUCAGUUAUGUGUCUAAAAACUAAAAUACUGAAAAAGCAACAACAUAUAUUUUGCUUUACCAGCCAUAGUUAGACACGUGAUCAGCUGAGGUGAUCAGCAGAAUGUACUGUUGAGCGAGGUUAUGUCCCAGGGCUACACAUUUCAGUGUAUUUUUGACUACAUUUUUUUUAACCUCUGGAUCAAAACACUGAAGAUCCAGUUUCACUGUGAAAAAUAUCGGCUGUUGAUGUCAUCGGGGCUCCAGAAUUUAUUCAGCUACAUUAUGGAAGGUGUAGCAUCCUACGAUUCCAGAGCUUGACACCAUCUAGGGACUAAACAUCAGGAUUUCUGAUCUGCUGCAUUGAGUUUGACGAUCCGUUUUGAAAUCUGUCUCUCUGGAGUGUGCCUUUAAUUCAGUCACUGCGGUAUUUCAAUGUAUAUUUAAAUACUCUACAUAUUAAAGAAACCAAUGGAAAGUCUGCUAAUCCUCCAUAUAGGAUCAUUGGAAUCUCUCUCUACCUCCUCUGGUGCUACUUUAGAAAGGAUAUAUUUAGACCUAUUAAAUCCUUUUGACAUAGCUGAUUUCCUCAUUGAGAUGCUCUAAUGCAGCCUGUGUCUGUAAUAUGAAAGGCAGAAACUCACGUUGAUGCAUAGCUAUGAAGUGUUUCACGGAUGUACUCUGAGAGCUGUGUCUGCACAGCAGCAUUAACAUUAGAGCUGAUUUGCCACAGGGAAACAUGUCUUGGUGUUUUUACUGACUUGACGCAGAUUGUAAACAUGUAUGUGAAAAUGUUCUAUAGUGCAAAUUCUUUUGCAGUCUUCCUACCAUAUUUCUUAAUGUGAACACAAAUAAAAUGUGUGCUAUAGUAUGA
This is a messenger RNA of Chelmon rostratus (copperband butterflyfish), 3488 nucleotides long. RefSeq names its product abhydrolase domain containing 5a (gene abhd5a). Lineage: Eukaryota; Metazoa; Chordata; Actinopteri; Chaetodontiformes; Chaetodontidae. The record is from RefSeq and is a predicted model, not a curated record. Gene Ontology annotation, cellular component: lipid droplet. Bases 10 to 1128 code for a protein of 372 amino acids. Gene Ontology annotation, biological process: negative regulation of triglyceride storage; positive regulation of triglyceride catabolic process. The transcript has 8 exons.